Messenger RNA from Psammomys obesus (fat sand rat), 430 nucleotides. RefSeq lists its product as uncharacterized. The annotation marks the transcript as partial. The record is from RefSeq and is a predicted model, not a curated record. The transcript has a single exon. NCBI's taxonomy places the organism in Eukaryota, Metazoa, Chordata, Mammalia, Rodentia, Muridae.
AUGGCUCGGCUAGCUGACUACUUCAGUGUGGUAGGCCGAGACCAGGAGAAGCCAGGUAGCGGUGUGGGGAAGGCGCCACCCCCGGGCUCCGCCUCCGCCCUCGACUCCGCCUCCGCCCCGGGGUCCGCCUCCGCCCCCACUAGGCUCCGCCUCCCUCCUCCCCGGGCUCCGCCUUCACUUACCAGGGUUCCGCCUCCCUCCGCUUCCGGGCCCCUCCCCGUCCCCACCCCGAGCUCCGCCUUUGUUCCCCGGGCUCCGCCCCCGCCAACGCUAGGAUCCGCUAUUGCUACCGCGGGCUCCCCCUCCCUCCUCCGCCGGGCUCCUCCCCUGUCCACGCCCCUGGCUCUGCCUCCGCCCCUUGGGCUCCGCUACUCCCCCGCCUCCGCCUCUGGGCUCCUCCUCCGCCCCCAGCAGCCAUCCAUUGGGCCAG